AUGGCGUUCUGGGUGGACUGGGAGCUAUGGGAGAAGCUGAGCAUCGUACUAGCCAUGCUGAUCUCCCUGGUGCUCCUUUACGCCUUUUGCGUCCUCGGCUGGAAUCGCUGGAUGAUGAACAAAUAUGCUGCGACAGAGGCAAAAGAACGAGAGUCGGAAGCUGAGGUGUACCCAAUGCUACACAAGGAUGACAUCCCUUUCGGCGCCAGAGCUUUGGAAAGAGGAGUAGAAGUUGAAGGGAUCUGGGUUUCAGAUCCCAACACACCCACGCAAAGUCCGUGCCAGCCCGCAACUCCAGUUCCAAGUCGGCCGGUCAGUCCAGCGCCAAGGUCGCUGCAUAAAACCGUUGACACCUCCAGGUCCUCGGUGGGAUCUCAGAGUCCCAUGAUCAGCCCAAAUCCUAUGCCACCGGCUGCCCAACGCCAAGUCGUUUCCGAGGUCGACCUAGCCUCCGCAGGCUUCAUCUACGAGAACCACAGACCCGCCGGACUGCAUAGUCGAGCCAGUCUGCCCAUCAAUCCAAAUGCGAUGCGCAUGUCACCUGCACGGGAGGAGUCACUGAUCGGAAUGAAGGACACAACACGCAACGAAAAGCGGGCUAGCUUCCACACGCGCAUAUUCGGUACAACCUCUAAUCCCGACACGAAGGACUACCGAGUAGGAUUGGAUGGCGCUGACGAAGACAUGGACUAUGUCCCGGCAAUAAGUGAGUCAUCUUCUGGUCAUUCAUCGGAGAGAAAGCGAAGAUCACGAUCCAUGCAUCGUCUUCGCCGGCGAUCAUCCGAAGAGUUCCGACGCAGGAUGAGCCAAAUCUUCAACGACAAUAUCCAACUGGGGCUGCCAGCUGAGCAGCUGGAGUUCAAUCCGGCUCUGCGCCAGUACCAGAGACGGUUCCGGAAGUCGUUGCUUCGUCCUUUUCGUCCGUGGCUCAACUCUCCUGGAAAUCAACAGUAG
Messenger RNA from Penicillium samsonianum, 954 nucleotides. RefSeq lists its product as uncharacterized. The coding region runs from base 1 to 954 and encodes 317 amino acids. NCBI's taxonomy places the organism in Eukaryota, Fungi, Ascomycota, Eurotiomycetes, Eurotiales, Aspergillaceae. The transcript is spliced from 4 exons. The record is from RefSeq and is a predicted model, not a curated record.